Molecule: messenger RNA, 894 nt
Organism: Arachis ipaensis
Lineage: Eukaryota; Viridiplantae; Streptophyta; Magnoliopsida; Fabales; Fabaceae
Source: RefSeq, a predicted model, not a curated record
AUGGCAAGUGAGGAAGAGAGUUUUCUUGUCUUAGUGCAUUGCUCUGGAAAAAUCCAAAAAAGCAAAAAAUAUGGUGUGAAGUUCACUGAUAGAGAACCACUGAGUGUUUUCAGCAGUUCAUCAAGCACUUUGUCAGAUUUGAAGAACAGCAUCUUGCAGAAGUUUGGGGUAUUUGGUAGCAAGUGGGUGAAGAAGCUAUUCUACAAGAUUCCCAUCGCAGUUGUCUCGACUGGUGUUAAGUAUGAUACCUUUGUACUAGCGGAUGAUGAAGAUAUUAGGGUUCUAUUUCAUUGUGUUAGGAGUUUUUCGGAGGUCAGAAUACACGAGUUGUUCGCGAAGUUGGAGGUUGGUGUCGAUAGUUCUGGGGCAUCAGCUCCAGUUCAUAGCUCGACUGCCGCGGGAGGUGCGUCUAGUUCGAUGCCUGUGGUCAGGCCAUCUGUUCCGCUGGUCACAUCCCCUUCAUUCGCGGUUGAGUUAGAUCGAACGGAGGUUGUCGGUUCUGUACCUUUGGAGAAUCCAGGGGUCUAUAAGCAGGCAUAUGAGGCGGGCACCGGUGGUGGCUUGAUUCAUGAUGUGGAAGGCUUUGGAGAACCGGAUCGAGUAGAGAAUGAAAUGUGUGACGACGACUCCGACCAGGAGCCUGUAGAUAUCGUUGGGGACAGCGACGAUGACACAGGUGCCAAUCCACAUACACAGCAUGGACAUUCAAGUUCUGGCACUCAACAGUACCCUCCACACUUCUCCACUCUUAACUUGGAGGCUCUGGGUCAACAGACGGACGGUGGUCCUACAGUUGGGGGCUCUUCUACAGAAUUUCAGACUGGGCAAUCAUUCCAGAAUAAAGAUGAGGCUAUUUUGAGUGUGAAGGACUACAGUAUCCGUCGAGGUGUUUAG